Messenger RNA from Racocetra fulgida, 348 nucleotides. The record is from the annotation of a GenBank genome assembly. Lineage: Eukaryota; Fungi; Glomeromycota; Glomeromycetes; Diversisporales; Gigasporaceae.
AUGUCUGUUACGUUUGCUUCUUCGAGCGUUGCUUCUUCAAGUACUACAUCUAGUGCACCACCGGUUGCUGUGAGUGUUGCUCUUCCAGACGUUGCUUCUUCAAGUAUCAUACCUAGCGUGCCUCUGGUUGCUGUGGAUAUUGUGGAUAUUGUACCUUCUGUGCCUCCGGUUGCUAGAGAUAUUGUACUUUCUGUACCUUCUGUGCCUUUGGUUGCUAUGGAUAUUGUACCUUCUGUGCCUCCGGUUGUUGCGGAUAUUGUACCUUCUGUUUUCACUCGUCCUGGUAAGAAUAUCGAAGGUAAAUAUUUCAUUAUUUCUCCUUAUCUAUCGUUACAUUUUUAUAACUGA